AAAAAAAACUGUCUUUUUCCUUCAAGAACAAUCCUUUUCCUAUCUUCUCUUCUGUGUUUUGUCUUCUUGAAAUUUUCCGCGAAAAAACCUCAAAUUUCACGCAAUCAGAUCUUCAAUUUCGAGCUCGGGUCUCUCGGAGUGACUUUAGGGUUUUUAGAAAAUGUUGGUGCAGAGAAGAGUAAUGAGCUGGAGAAGAGUUUGGAAGUCGUUUCAAGCUCUUCUGGCUCAUGGUCUGCUCUUCUCCUUCACGCUUCUUCUCGCUCUCAAGCUUGAUCAUGUCGUCUCUCGUUCAUGGUGGUUUAUAUUUACACCGUUGUGGCUGUUUCAUGCGGUGAUUGCUCGUGGUAGAUUCUCUCUGCCUGCUCCAUCUAUGCCUCAUGAUCGGCAUUGGGCUCCUUUUCAUUCUGUCAUGGCAACGCCACUGCUUGUUGCUUUUGAGAUCCUCCUCUGUGUUCAUCUUGAAGAUCAAUAUGUUGUUGAUUUGAAGAUUGUAUUCUUACCGUUGCUUGCAUUCGAGGUAGCGAUUUUGGUAGAUAAUGUCAGGUAUUCUAUCAACGUUUUAAGAAUGUGCAGGACACUCAUGCCUGGAGAUGAAGAAACUAUGAGCGAUGAAGCCAUUUGGGAAACACUCCCUCACUUCUGGGUUUCCAUAUCAAUGGUUUUCUUCAUCGCCGCCACAACCUUCACUCUUCUUAAAUUAUGUGGUGAUGUAGCUGCGUUGGGAUGGUGGGACUUAUUUAUAAACUUUGGAAUAGCAGAGUGCUUUGCGUUUCUUGUAUGUACAAAAUGGAGCAACCAGUCAAUCCAUAGGUACACACACGUACCGGAACCAAGCUCAUCUUCAAUGGUAGUGAGAUACCUGGACUGGAACAGAGGUUUAGUUGUGACCGCCGACGAAGAGAAUCAGCACAGUAAUAGAAUUUGCGGUCUCCAAGAUAUUGGCGGACAUGUUAUGAAGAUCCCGUUCAUCACCUUUCAGAUUAUCCUUUUCAUGCGUUUAGAGGGGACGCCUCCUUCUGCUAAAAACAUUCCUAUUUUAGUUCUGUUUGUGCCUCUUUUUCUGCUGCAAGGAGCUGGAGUGCUGUUUGCUACAUAUAGGUUGGUGGAGAAGUCUGUUUUGUUGAUAACUAGUGGUGGUGGUUCUUACGGAAGAUACUUUACUGCUACUUCAUCAGCUCGUGAGUUCUUGGGAUUCUUUCAACAUGGUGCAAGGUUACUUGGGUGGUGGUCUAUCGAUGAAGGAAGUCGAGAGGAACAAGCUAGGCUCUACUCUGGAGAAGCCACCGGAUACAACACAUUCUCACCAGAGGUUGUGAAGAAGAUGCCAAAGUCUGAUCUUGUUGAAGAGAUAUGGAGACUACAAGCUGCGUUGAGUGAGCAAACAGAUAUCACCACUUAUAGCCAGCAAGAGUACGAGAAGCUUCAAAACGAGAAGAUUCUGUGCAGAGUUUGCUUUGAAGAUCCCAUCAACGUGGUUCUACUCCCUUGUAGACAUCACGUCCUCUGCAGCACGUGCUGCGAGAAAUGCAAGAAGUGUCCGAUAUGUCGUGUCCUGAUUGAGGAACGCAUGCCUGUAUACGAUGUGUAGAUUUUCAGACGACCGUAAUGAAGAUAUAAACAUUCUUCUUCUUCUCGUUCGUUGCGUGUUUGUUUUUUCUGUUUUUUAGUGAUGAAGCAAGCAUUUAUAAAUAAUAUAUGCAACACCUUGGAAUCCGAUUGUUUUUUCCCAUUGUAUGUAGAUAAAAUAUUGUAAGCCAUCGUCGUACAUGUCAAUCAUCAACCUUUAGCA
This is a messenger RNA of Brassica napus (rape), 1789 nucleotides long. RefSeq lists its product as uncharacterized. NCBI's taxonomy places the organism in Eukaryota, Viridiplantae, Streptophyta, Magnoliopsida, Brassicales, Brassicaceae. The coding region runs from base 161 to 1588 and encodes 475 amino acids. The transcript has 14 exons. The record is from RefSeq and is a predicted model, not a curated record.